AACGCUUCCUAGAGAGAAACAGUCUUGAAUUGGGUGACACAUUUAUUCCAGAAAAGCGACAAUGCAGUCCUCAAAUGUGCUUGACCACCAGGUGAGUCAUCUCACUUAACCUUCAUGUAGAUCGUGCUCACCCUGGCUACUGUCAGUGGUUAACACAUUAACUGUCAGGGUUUGCGACACGCUAUGGAUCUGUCAGCCACAUCUCGAUGGCAUGGCAGUCAAUGUGUUAAGGAUUAACUCAAAAAUGUGGGACCUAAUGGCAGAAAGAGAUUGACGUCGCACUUCAACUUGUAAUUUUCCAGGAAAAGAUAGCAAAGAACACAAUGGAAGUCUGGCUCCAUGAUGGCUGCCGUAUAUUAUGGAUUGCGAAAUACAGGGGCUGAAACCUCACCACAUGCCUGCUUCCCUGGUUGUUAUCGUGUUCCCCAAUAGUAUUCCGAGAAACGGAAUGUAGGAAGAAGUUUCCGAGAAAUGCAAACAUUUUAUAUGACGGAGUUAAUAUUUAUUGUCGUUCAGAACUUCUUCUACUCUUGCAUUUCGUCCCAUCUUCCCAUUCUUUUAAUUCCCAUUUUCCUCUCGAUCACAGAGGUCAAAGUCAGAUGACAAGGAUCUCGCCCUCAUCCUUCAGCAAAAGAGAACCCGUCAUUUGCAGAUUUUCCCAUCCGCGAGGAGAGAUUUUAGAAUUCUCUGGAAAAAGAUCACUGGUAGUGUCCUAUCUACUCCAAACUGCCUCCAAACCACUUCCAAUUCCACUCGCCUCCAAUAUGCGUAAGUGCCUCAGCUUACUCUCCCUUUUCUUCCUCCUUCUCAUCUUCUUCACGGGGACGGGUGAGCAAAAUGUUUGUCCUGAACCCAAUGAUAUCCUUCCCUGCAUCUGCAUCCAUGAUGAAAGCCCCAACACAGUGACAGUUGACUGUUCGGGAGCAAGUUCGAUUGCCGAAAUGUUCACCAUCUUUAACGAGGCUCCCUGGCCCCUCACGGAAUUAACGAGAUUUAACCUGACCUACAAUGAGGCCAUUCAAGAGUUGCCCGCUGGAGUUUUCGGAGAUGUUUCAUUCGAAGAACUUUUCAUUUACCGUACCUCCACGAGCAACGUCCAUCCUGAUGCACUCCUACCCUUAAAAGAGCGACUUCGGGAUCUGCAAAUUGGGGUGCAAAAUCCUUGUCCCGAGCCAAAUGAUAUCCUUCCCUGCAUUUGCAUCCAUGAAGGAAGCCCCGACAAUGUGACUGUUGACUGUUCGGAAGUGAACUCGAUUGCCGAAGUCUCCUCAGUCUUUAACAAGGAUGUCUGGCCAUUCACGGAACUCAAGAGAUUUAACCUGACAUACAAUGAGGCCAUUCAAGAGUUGCCCGCUGGAGUUUUCGGAGAUGUUUCAUUCGAAGAACUUUUCAUUUACCGUACCUCCAUGAGCAACGUCCAUCCUGAUGCACUCCUACCCUUAAAAGAGCGACUUCGGGAUCUGCAAAUUGGGUACGGCGCAUUGGAAAGCUUCCCUUGGGACAUCCUUCCUGAAUUCAAGAAUCUCUUCAGGAUCAAUCUCCACAAUAAUGCGUUCAACGCUUGGCCGUUGAUCCAAAGCGAAAGCUUGAAUAUCAUCAUUCUAACCCAGAGUAAAGUAUCCUAUAUUGAGUCUGGCUUUCAUCUCCCAAGUUUGCGUGUUCUUGACGUGGGCUUAACAGUUAAUACGAAACUGACUUUAUCGAGAAAUAAAAUCGAGGAACUGACGGAGGAGGUCUUCCUUCCCAUGUUUGACGUCCUCUCGCGGGGGAAUGGAUCCAUCGAUCUUCGCGGGAAUCUCAUGAUCUUAAUGGAGUAUUGUCCGAACGGCAGUCUAGAGAGUUUUCUUAGGCAAAACCAGAACCAAUAUGUCGAUCUGAUAGACCAUCAAACUGGCAAGAUCUGCUGCAACCGUCCACCUGGAUCUCCUCAUGGUAACGUGCUUACCACUUUGCCACACCUCCGAAGCGCCAGUCUGACGUACUUCGACAUCAGCUCGAAUGUAAUAGCGGAGCUCGAGGCUGGGUCGUCUCUACCAAAUCUGACAAGUCUCGUCUUGAGUUAUAAUCCCAUUUCGGAGGUCCCGCCUGGAUUCUUCAGCGACAUGGGGAAUUUGGUAGAAUUUUAUUGUCUGUAUUGCUCCCUCGGACCAACAUUGUCGACCAGGUCUUUUGACUUCCACGGGGCACCCAUACGAUAUGUUCUUCUAACAGGGAACCCGAUCUCAACUCUGGAGUUGGAUGCCAUCACAGGACCGACCCAGUGCAUUCGAAAAGAAAGCAUCGAGGCUGUUCCAUCCACUCUGUUCCUUUCUCCAAAUCAUUUCCCAGUGUCUCUCGCCUUUAAGAUGCAGGGAUUCCUGGUUUUUCUCUCCCUUUUCGUGCUCUAUUCCGUUCCUGGGACAAGUGGUCAAACUCCGUGUCCCGAUCCCGAAGAUAUCACCCCAUGCACUUGCUCCCACAACGCAUUCCACAACACUGUGACCGUGGACUGUUCGGGGGCGACAUCGAGUGAGGAGAUAUUCUCUGUCUUCAACGGGGCCAGCUGGCUCUUCCCAAACCUCACGAAGUUUCAGCUGACCAACAACGAGGGAGUUGACGAGCUGCCCGAGGGAGUCUUCGGCGAUGUCACGUUCGAGGAAAUACUCGUGCGAGGAAGCGCCGUGGCCAGCAUCCAUCCUGCGGCCGUGCUACCCUCGAACGAUCGGCUUCGGAGGUUGGAAAUCUCCUUGAGCGUCCUUCGGGAAUUCCCUUGGGACGUUCUCCCGGAGUUUUCCGAUCUUACGAGUCUCCAUUUCUACAGUAACGUCCUUACCACUUUGCCACACCUCCGAAGCGCCAGUCUGACGUACUUCGACAUCAGCUCGAAUGAAAUAGCGGAGCUCGAGGCUGGGUCGUCUCUACCAAAUCUGACAAGUCUCGUCUUGAGUUAUAAUCCCAUUUCGGAGGUCCCGCCUGGAUUCUUCAGCGACAUGGGGAAUUUGGUAGAAUUUUAUUGUCUGUAUUGCUCCCUCGGACCAACAUUGUCGACCAGGUCUUUUGACUUCCACGGGGCACCCAUACGAUAUGUUCUUCUAACAGGGAACCCGAUCUCAACUCUGGAGUUGGAUGCCAUCACAGGAGGUGCAAGAGAGUUCCCCGUUUUCGUUCCAGGUUUGGGGUUCCAUACGGAAAUAUAUCUAAAUUACAAUGAAAUCAAGGAAUUGAGGGAAGACUCCUUCCGCCCCAUGCUGGAGGUUCUCUCACUGGGCGACGGCUACAUCGAUCUGGAAUGUGAGAUCCUGCUUGCCCACAAUGCUCAACGAUAG
Messenger RNA from Darwinula stevensoni, 3305 nucleotides. The record is from the annotation of a GenBank genome assembly. NCBI's taxonomy places the organism in Eukaryota, Metazoa, Arthropoda, Ostracoda, Podocopida, Darwinulidae.